This is a messenger RNA of Drosophila bipectinata, 5214 nucleotides long. It is a transcript of the gene Fur1, whose product is annotated as Furin 1. Gene Ontology annotation, molecular function: serine-type endopeptidase activity. Gene Ontology annotation, biological process: peptide hormone processing. NCBI's taxonomy places the organism in Eukaryota, Metazoa, Arthropoda, Insecta, Diptera, Drosophilidae. The record is from RefSeq and is a predicted model, not a curated record. Gene Ontology annotation, cellular component: Golgi membrane; trans-Golgi network.
UUGGGCGGCGCUGUCAGUCUUCGCUGAGAGCUCUUCGCGAGAGGCAGGAACGUAUCGCAAGUUGGAAAUAUAAGUUUCGAGAGGCUACAGAAAUUGUUUUUACUUGUUUUUACGGACGACACGCGGAUUUGCCGAGAAAAGUGUCUAUUUGUGGAUGAUAAAUGAAAUUAAUUUUUGCCUCUUGUUGCCGCUAAAACUUGAAGAGAAUCGCAGUCUCAGUUGCACAAGUGUUUGUUUGCAAUCGCACUUUCCGUUUUCUCCCGCUCUCCGUGUUUACGUCGCCGUUGUCAGUGUGUACGUGUGGACGUGUACGUGUAGAAGUGUGGUGUUUUUGUGAGUUUAUGUUUUUAUUUUGCUUUUGCUUUUGCGAGGAAAUUCAACCAAAAAGAGAUGAAAAAUAAAUAAAUAAAAAGAAGCAAUAACAAGAAGAAGAAGCAGGUGAAAAUCACGGCGACAAAUGCAAGUGAGAUUGUUACUAUCCACCCAAAGUCAUCCCAGCAUCUGAAAAUCCGAGAAUUCCAGCCAGCAGCCAUCCAGUCUGAGGUCGGUCUGAAGUCCCAAGUCUGAAGUCUGAAGGAUCCGUCUCCCCGUCAAAUAUCUACAUCCUUGAGGACGUUAUAAUAUUUGCAUCACAGUAGCGUGUUGAGCCUGAAUUCCGAGCAACGCACGCCUAUAAAAAUUGUAAAAAUACUUACGCACAAUGAAAAACGACGUCGUACGAUGGAGCGGGGAGCCAACUAGCAACACCACCAGCACUAGCACAAGUAGCAGCUUCAACUGCCACAGCAUCCACAACAGAGGCUGCCACAAACACAGAAGCAAAAGCAACAAACUAAAUGCUCGCCAAUUAGCCGCGCAAGAACAACAGCAAACAAUCAUUGAAUGUGAUAUAAGGAACUUCAAUUUAAACUGCAAUUUAUUCAAAACUAGUUAUUUAGCGCAAUGUGAGCCAAGUGGCAGCACCAGCAGCAGAAACCGAAAGAAGGCCAACAGCAGACACUUGGCCAAAACGAAAGCCUGCCUGCUGUCAAUUCUGCAAAUUAGUGCCGUAGUUUUUUUAUGUAAUUUUAAUGUCGGUUUCGUGGCCGGAAGCGUGGCAUCAUCGGCAGCACCGCCACCAGCUCCCCCAUCCCCGCCCGCAUCCUCGUCCCUUAAGUUGGACCAGUCGCCGGUCCUGCCGCCCUACGUCCUCGACUAUGAGACGGACGGCCGGGCCAAGCUAACGCCCAGCAAGAGCAACGGCAAUGGAAAGUACGGCGGUUCCGGGUCCGGGGGACAGAACCAAAUAGCCGGACACUAUACGCACACCUGGGCGGUUCACAUACCCGACGGAGAUGACGGCAAGGCCGAUGCCGUGGCCAAGGACCAUGGUUUCGUCAAUUUGGGCAAGAUCUUCGAUGACCACUACCACUUCGCACAUCACAAGGUCUCGAAGCGGUCCCUCUCCCCCGCCACUCACCACCAGACCCGCCUGGACGAGGACGAUCGCGUCCACUGGGCGAAGCAGCAGCGAGCCAAGUCCCGCUCCAAACGGGACUACAUUCGGAUGCGACCCUCCAGGACCUCCUCGCGUGCCAUGUCAAUGGUGGAUGCCAUGUCCUUCGACGAUGCCAAGUGGCCCCAAAUGUGGUAUCUGAAUCGCGGUGGUGGCCUGGACAUGAAUGUGAUACCAGCCUGGAAACAAGGCAUCACCGGCAAGGGGGUAGUGGUAACCAUCCUGGACGAUGGCCUGGAAUCCGACCAUCCGGACAUUGAGCAAAACUAUGAUCGAAAGGCUUCCUAUGAUGUGAACAGCCACGACGAUGAUCCCAUGCCGCACUACGACAUGACGGACUCGAACCGCCAUGGAACCCGCUGCGCCGGCGAGGUGGCUGCCACCGCGAACAACUCCUUCUGUGCCGUGGGCAUCGCCUAUGGAGCCAGUGUCGGGGGAGUGCGUAUGCUGGACGGAGAUGUGACUGACGCCGUGGAGGCACGAUCGCUGUCCUUGAACCCCCAGCAUAUCGACAUCUACAGCGCCUCCUGGGGACCCGACGAUGACGGAAAAACCGUGGACGGACCCGGAGAACUGGCCUCGCGGGCCUUCAUCGAGGGCACCACCAAGGGCCGAGGCGGCAAGGGCAGCAUCUUCAUCUGGGCCUCGGGCAACGGAGGUCGGGAGCAGGACAAUUGCAACUGCGACGGCUACACGAACUCCAUAUGGACCCUAUCCAUUUCCAGCGCCACCGAGGAGGGCCACGUGCCGUGGUACUCGGAGAAGUGCAGCUCCACGCUGGCCACCACCUACAGCAGCGGCGGGCAGGGUGAGAAGCAGGUGGUCACCACGGACCUGCACCACUCGUGCACGGUCUCCCACACGGGCACCUCGGCGUCGGCCCCGCUCGCCGCCGGCAUCGCCGCCCUGGUGCUGCAGUCCAACCAGAACCUCACCUGGCGUGACCUGCAGCACAUUGUGGUGCGCACCGCCAAGCCGGCGAACCUCAAGGACCCCAGUUGGUCGCGCAAUGGGGUGGGCCGGCGGGUGAGCCACUCCUUCGGUUACGGCCUGAUGGACGCCGCCGAGAUGGUGCGCGUGGCCCGCUCCUGGAAAAUGGUUCCGGAGCAACAGCGCUGUGAGAUCAAUGCCCCCCAUGCGGACAAGGUCAUACCGCCGCACACACACAUCACCCUGCAGCUGACUGUCGAACACUGCCUGUCGGUCAAUUACCUGGAGCACGUCCAGGCCAAGAUCACCCUCACUUCCCAGAGACGCGGUGAUAUCCAGCUAUAUCUCAGGUCUCCAGCCAACACCAGUGUGACACUGCUCACGUCCAGACUUCACGAUAAUUCGCGGUCCGGAUUCAACCAGUGGCCCUUCAUGUCAGUCCACACUUGGGGCGAGUCGCCACGAGGCAAGUGGCAGCUGGAGAUCCACAACGAAGGGCGUUACAUGGGCCAUGCUCUGCUCAGGGAAUGGUCGCUGAUCUUCUACGGCACCACGAACGCCAUCGACCCUAACGACCCAAUCUCGGUGCCAAAGCCGAUCGGCCCGGAGGCGGCCACGACCCCGAACUCUAGCAGCACCACCAGUAACCUGCACCAGGCCUACUCGCCACAGUACCCCCGCAUACCUCCCAACAAUUUUGGCAACUCGCCGCCGAUGGGCAAGGUGCCUCCCCAGCCGAACAAGUCCAGCUACGUGACCAACAAUCCCCUGCUAAACCCGGGACCACCCAAACAGGGCUACCAGCAGAUAUCGGCCACCUACGGCGUCAUCUUGGCCAAACCUAGUGCCAAUGCCAAUGGCAAUGCCAAGGGCGGGAAUAUUGGCAGCAAGGAGAAGAACCCCAAUAAGGGCAACAAGGGCGGCAACAACAACAAGGGGAAGUCUGGGAACCGCAAGGAGCAAGCCAGCCAAAGCACCACCACCACCCAGACCACUACCAGCAAGAACAAGUACUACAGGAUCUCCCAGCAACAGCAGCAGAACCGGAACAACAAACAGGAUCGAAAUAAUGUCCAGUCUUCGAAGCCGAAGAACAGUUCUGGAGAGAAGACCGUUGAGGAGAAACCGCGCAAGGUGGUGGGAGAGAUAGGAGGUGGCAGCAGCGGGGGAGGAGCCAAUGGAUCUACUAAGGCUGCCAAGCAGGUGAAGGAGGGCAACACCUCGUCAUCGGACUCCCGCAUACCCAAGCUCUUUGAGCGCUACGAGAAGAUUCAGGCCAUUUUCCCGGAACUGGAACCCUUUGAGAGUACCCUGCCGAAGGGCAAGGCCGGCAAACAGGCCAAGCAGGGCAAGCAGUUCGAGGUGGAACUCUUCCGCCCCACCACGGGCGGCAACAGUCGUCAGGGAAACACGAAAAAGUCGCCUUCGGUGCCACCGCCCUCGCAAACGAUGGCCAGCCUACCGAUUCUGCCCGCCAUGCCGGCGGGAGGAAGCAGCUUCCUGCCCGACCAGAAGAUCCUCAAGAAACAGCAGCUCCUAAUGGCAGCCGCCGGGGUUAUGGGCCCGGCCGCCCAGGUGGAGGUGCAAAUGGAGGACGUGGAGGUGGAGGCCACGCCCGAACGUGAGGAGCCGCGGGGUCAGCGGAAAGACGGCCCAGGACCAAAUGCUCAAAUCACACAAUGGGGCCUGAUAUUCUACGGAACGGAAACGCCCGCCCAGCCGGAGGACCAGGAGCAUCCCCGCAAGGCCAACCAGUUCAAUCUGUACGGCAACGAAGUGGCCCGCAAUGAUAUCGAGUACGAUUCCACCGGCCAGUGGCGGAAUAUGCAGCAGGUGGGCGAUGUGGGCAACACCGCCGCGUGCCUUAAGUGGAGCGAUCGAAAGUGCUUAGAGUGCAAGGACUCCGCCUACAUGUUCGAGGACCUCUGCUACGACGUCUGCCCCCUACACACCUACCCCUUGGACAAGCUGGCUGCCGACGCGUUGAUCCAAGAGCAAGAAGAGAAGGAACAGGAGGAGCAUGCGACGACAGACGCUCCGCCCACAGAUCAUCCUUCGUCCGUUUCCAACUCCCUUGACGGGGACAAGCUGGAUCCUCUGCAGGCGGAGGAUCGCCGUCGGCGUAGUGCCCUCCUCAUCCCGCUGGUGGAGGCACCCCCGCGAAUCUGCGUCAUCUGCGACCGAAGCUGUCUGGCCUGCUACGGACCCAUGGCCUCCCAGUGCAGCACCUGCGCCGCCGGCAGCCAGCUCCGGAAGAUCCAGAACGAGACCUUUUGCUACGCGUACGUGGUGAGAAGCACCGGAAUGGCCACCGUGGUGGAGGUUUCCGAAGUGUCCGACGAACCGCAGGCCCUGAACUACAUGACCGGCUCCACAGUGCUCCUGCUGCUGGUGGUGGUCUUCACCCUGGUCGGUGUGGUGAUCGCUGGCGGAGUCGUCUACCACCGCCGCAGCACUGCCCGCUCCAACGAGCUCUACUCCCGCGUAGCUCUGAUGGGCGACGACGGCAGCGGCUCGGACAGCGACGACGAACUGUACCGAGCCCACUUCACGAAGGUGGUCACCGAUAAGGCCACGUUGGAGGAGGAGAGCAGUCACUUGGUGCCUUAGCUAAUCUACAAUUUGCCUAAUGAUUAAUUAGUAAGUACAAGUGCAUUUAACCUAGCCACACCGAAGAUCAUGACACGGAAACUAUCUAGUGGGAACUCUCAUGUUACGUUUGAUGAAAAGCCAAACUAGACUAAAAGUAUUAGGAGUAGCGAGGAGCGAGAAUCAAAACAUUUUAACUU